Messenger RNA from Blastomyces gilchristii SLH14081, 3080 nucleotides. RefSeq names its product peroxisomal ABC transporter. Gene Ontology annotation, cellular component: peroxisomal membrane. The record is from RefSeq and is a predicted model, not a curated record. Gene Ontology annotation, biological process: long-chain fatty acid import into peroxisome; peroxisome organization; fatty acid beta-oxidation. The coding region runs from base 325 to 2808 and encodes 827 amino acids. NCBI's taxonomy places the organism in Eukaryota, Fungi, Ascomycota, Eurotiomycetes, Onygenales, Ajellomycetaceae. The transcript has a single exon. Gene Ontology annotation, molecular function: long-chain fatty acid transmembrane transporter activity; ABC-type transporter activity; ATP binding.
CCGAAGCGUAUCUUGUUUGUUUCAUGCUACCUUCAUUCCUUCGAGUUACACCUUGUAUCUGGUAUAGUUGGCGUUUUCCCGACCUGCAACAGACUCAGAAUAUCCAGGGAGCCUGCUGGCAUGACCUAAUCCUAUAACCACGUACCUGACGCGGCGCAAAAAGAAAUCUGACCUCAAAGAACUUGCCCGAUAUCGUUUUCCAAUCCAAAGGCCGUUUUCGAGGCUGACAAUGCAAUCUCAAGACGGGGGAUAAAACGGGAUACUUUAGCCCCCAAGUUCAGCCGGCUGUGAGCGACUAUACAAGAUACUUAAUACACGGACACAAUGGCUGCGCAGUCGACGUUGCGACCUCCACAGGAUCCCUUGCUCCUCCUCUUUGCCUACUAUUCGAAGCUGUUGCAAGACCGAUUCCGCAAAUCGUCCAAGACUGCUAAGCUAAUUGCAACUAUAAUUCUUUUAUUAUCGAUAAUCGGAAGUGGGUAUGGGGGAUAUCGCUGGUGGCAUGAAUGGUCGAAGGAGAGGGCUGAGGGGAAACGCCUGGUGAGGAAGAAUUCCGGUCUUCGCGGCAAGGAUGGAACACGGAUAAUAUAUGUCCCCUACAAGUCGUCGGUAACGACUUCCGAUACCUCCAAAGUAACCAUUCGCCCGACAAAAUUGACGACAUUCGAUGCGCAUCGACGGCUAUUUCUUAAUCCUCCCAGGGCUGCCGGCCUCGGUGAUAUAUCAUCUCUACCAUCCCAAAUUCCGCCCCCCUCUACCAGACCAGGCUUGAAUCUGGCCUUCCUGCACCAGUUUCUCAGUCUCUUAAGCAUCAUGAUUCCGAGGUGGAGGAGCAAGGAAACUGGAUUCUUGAUUGGUCACGGCGUCUUUCUCAUGCUCAGAACAUAUCUAUCUCUCGUGGUAGCACGACUUGAUGGAGAGAUUGUGCGAGAUUUGGUCGCUGGCAAGGGUAAAGCCUUCCUCUGGGGCCUGAUAAAAUGGUGUGGAAUCGGCACAUUCGCGUCUUACACCAAUUCUAUGAUCAAGUUCCUCCAGUCCAAAGUCUCUAUUGCCUUCCGAACGCGACUCACAAGGUAUAUACAUGACCUUUACCUAAACGAUAACAUAAACUAUUAUAAACUCUCCAAUCUUGAUGGCGGUGUUGGCGAGUCGGCGGACCAAUUCAUCACGCAGGAUCUCACCCGGUUCUGUGCGGCCUCUGCGAAGCUAUAUUCUUCUAUUGGGAAACCACUAGUGGACCUCUUCGUUUUCAACUACCAACUCUAUCGUUCGCUGGGACCCCUAGCACUGACAGGAAUCCUCAGCGGAUAUUUCGGUACAGCAACAAUACUGCGUCGACUUUCUCCACCAUUCGGAAAGUUGACAGCGGUCGAGGGUAAGAAGGAGGGUGACUUUAGAGGUCUCCACUCCCGACUUCUGGCAAAUGCUGAAGAGGUGGCGUUCUACGGCGGAGCUGAAAUGGAACAUGUGUUCCUCUCCAAAAGUUUUAAGGAUCUACAACGAUGGAUGGAGGGCAUAUAUAGCCUGAAAAUCCGCUAUAAUAUGCUUGAAGAUAUGAUUCUUAAGUAUUCUUGGUCCGCCUUUGGGUAUCUAAUCACGUCGCUUCCAAUAUUCCUGCCUGCGUGGGGCGGCCUAGCUGGUGUUUCCGAGAUGGCUCUCUCGUCUAUCGAAACUUCUGGGAGGGAGAGAGAUCGAAUGAAGGAUUUCAUUACAAACAAGCGACUUAUGCUUUCCCUAGCGGAUGCUGGUGGCCGUAUGAUGUACAGCAUUAAAGACCUUUCUGAGUUGGCAGGAUAUACCUCUCGCGUCUAUACGUUAAUAUCAACUCUCCACCGGGUACAGGCUAAUGCAUAUGCAUCUCGCCGUGGUUCCCAUCCUGAAUUAUACUCACUUUCAGAUGUCCAGGGGACGAUCCAUAGCGGAUUCGACGGCGUGCGUCUAGAACAUGUACCUGUAGUAGCGCCGUCUCUCUUCCCUCAAGGGGGUGAUGAACUUAUCGAAUCAUUAUCCUUUAUAGUGCGUUCUGGCGAGCAUCUUCUAAUUUCAGGACCGAAUGGUGUCGGAAAAUCCGCCAUUGCUCGCAUCGUCGCGGGUCUCUGGCCUGUUUACCGGGGCCUGGUUAGUCGGCCGAGAGGAUUUGGUGUAGAUGGCAUAAUGUUCCUCCCGCAGCGUCCAUACCUUAGCCUCGGCACCCUACGUGACCAAGUCAUUUAUCCCCAUAGCGAAAUGGACAUGUUAGAAGAUGGGAGGAGUGACGCGGAUCUACUUCAAGUGCUGAACGAUGUCCAUCUUGGCUACCUACCCGAUCGUGAGGGUGGUUGGGACUGCCGCAAAGAAUGGAAGGACGUCCUAAGCGGUGGCGAAAAGCAACGCAUGGGUAUGGCAAGGCUCCUCUACCACGAGCCUCGAUAUGCAUUCAUCGAUGAGGCUACGUCUGCUGUCUCCUCUGAUGUCGAAGGCUUGCUCUAUGAAAAAGCCAAGCAGCGGGGUAUCACUUUGAUCACAAUCUCCACGCGUGUUUCGCUGAAAAAGUACCACACCUUCAAUCUCACCCUUGGCAUGGGACCGGACGGCACAGAAUGGGAAUUCGACCGCAUCGGCACGGAAAAGGAGAAGAUGGGUGUCGAGAAGGAAAUACAGGAGCUCCGCAAGCGACUUGAUCAAGUUGAGGGGUGGAAGGCACGGAAGCAGGAAAUCGAUGCCGAGUUGCAAAAGGUGUGGGUUCGUGAUGGUGAGGCUGAGCUGGCUCCUCCGCCAUACCAGGCGGGCGAAAAAGAUGAGGUCGAAGCUGAAGGGCAAAACGAAUAGGGGGGUGGAGACGCGGAUGCCCCGCGGAAUGCGGAUUGAGAUGCAUAUGUAGUGCCCAUACAGCUACGGAUAAUCUGUAUGCACAAGCUGGAAUCACAGAAUAGAAUUGUGUGAGGCGCUCUGUUUGGUGGAUCGGCUGCGUCUAUUUUUUGUUACGUCAUACUUAAUUUUUCCAAUUGCUAGCAUCACAUGAAUGAUCCAUUUGAAACUAGUUGCAUCUUCUCAGAAUAAUAAGAAAAAAAUAAUAAUUUUGACAUCCUAACAUACCUUGG